Messenger RNA from Cuscuta campestris, 1565 nucleotides. The record is from the annotation of a GenBank genome assembly. NCBI's taxonomy places the organism in Eukaryota, Viridiplantae, Streptophyta, Magnoliopsida, Solanales, Convolvulaceae.
GAAUAUAUCAAAGAAUAUUUUAUUUUAUAAAAAAAUUAACAAAAUUUACUCAAAACUCUCCUUAAGAAAGUGAAAUUCUUUUGAACUCUUCGCCUGCAUGUUGAUUGAUGUGUACUCUACAUUUUAGUCGUUAGCAGGCGGAGAAAUCCAUGGGGAUUGGGGUUGUAAAUGUUCUGCUGGUACUUUUACAGUCGACUGAAUUUCAAUCGUUGAAUCGAUUCGCCCGAAGAACAAGAAGGAAAUGAUUCAACAAUGUCGUUUCUCCAGAAUUCCGACCUAUCCUCCUCUCUUCAGCAACGGUUCCAGCAGCGGCAAUCAAAGUCUCUGCAAUUCGCCUUCUUCUUUUUCUUGUUUAAGACCCAGAUCUACUAGUGGAGGAGUGGCAAUCAGCCGUGAAUCGACGGAUGAUGACAAGAGGGAGGCAAAAUCGCAGCCCUAUCCCGGCGGAAUGGGGCCGUUUACCGGAAGAGAUCCGAGUGUCAAGAAGCCGGAAUGGCUGCGGCAGAAGGCUCCGCAGGGGGAGAAGUAUCGGGAGGUGAAGGAGACGUUGUCUGGGCUCAAAUUGCACACCGUGUGCGAGGAAGCGCAGUGCCCUAACAUCGGCGAGUGCUGGAAUGGAGGCGGAGACGGCAUUGCCACGGCCACCAUCAUGCUCCUGGGCGACACCUGCACCCGCGGCUGCAGAUUCUGCGCGGUGAAGACCAGCCGCAACCCUGCUCCUCCAGAUCCAUUGGAGCCUUUACGCACUGCACAAGCUGUUGCCAGCUGGGGUGUGGACUAUAUUGUUUUAACCAGUGUAGAUCGAGAUGAUUUGCCCGAUGGUGGGAGUGGCCACUUUGCUGAAACUGUUGGGGCCUUGAAGAUUCUUAAGCCUGACAUUAUGGUUGAGUGCUUAACGUCUGAUUUUCGAGGGGACCUGAAAGCGGUAGAGACUCUAGUUAACUCUGGAUUGGAUGUUUUUGCACACAACAUUGAGACUGUGAAACGACUUCAACGUAUAGUCAGAGAUCCGAGGGCUGGGUACGAACAGAGCAUGUCUGUCCUUAAACACGCAAAGCUUUCCAAGGAAGGAAUGGUAACCAAAACUUCUAUUAUGCUGGGACUGGGUGAAACUGAUUCUGAGAUCAAGGAAGCCAUGUCUGAUUUACGGGCCAUAGAUGUUGACAUUUUGACAUUUGGACAGUACUUACAGCCAACUCCAUUGCACCUCACCGUAAAAGAGUUUGUUACUCCUCAGAAGUUCGAAUUCUGGAAAAACUAUGGGGAAUCUAUUGGAUUCCGAUAUGUUGCCAGUGGGCCUCUGGUUCGAUCUUCCUAUCGUGCGGGCGAACUUUAUGUCCAGAACCUGGUGAAAGAACGAAUCAAACAAACAACUGCCGUGUGAAAGUACGAUGAGACAUUGAAGUGUGGUUUGGUUUAUGGUUUCAUUCUCUUGUAGGCUUAGUUUGGUUGAGUUGUUUGUAGCUAUUGUUAUUAUUUAUUUUUUGACAAGAUUGUCACUUGAAAAAUCUCGUUCUCCAAUCAUUUUUUGGGAAGAAAAUCAUCAAUAAAAUUCUCAUAAUUAC